Octodon degus (degu) is the source of this 2888-nucleotide messenger RNA. It is a transcript of the gene Zyg11a, whose product is annotated as zyg-11 family member A, cell cycle regulator. The coding region runs from base 83 to 2353 and encodes 756 amino acids. Lineage: Eukaryota; Metazoa; Chordata; Mammalia; Rodentia; Octodontidae. Gene Ontology annotation, molecular function: protein binding. Gene Ontology annotation, cellular component: Cul2-RING ubiquitin ligase complex. The record is from RefSeq and is a predicted model, not a curated record. The transcript is spliced from 14 exons.
GCGAGCGGCGUGCGCGGCGGCCGGGCUUUGCGGACGAAGGCAGCCUGACCCUGUUCCGCCCGAACUGCCUUGUAGGGUCACCAUGGUCUACUUCUUACACCCGUCGCAGGCGCCGCGGAACCUCGUGCCCCCCGACGCCCAGAGGGACGCCCAGGGCUGGCGCGUGGCGCAGGAAGAGGCCUCACCGUAUGCUUUGGUCAGUUCUUGCCUGAAUGUCCUGAUUGCUAAUCUUGAGAAGUUGUGUCCUGAGAGACCUGAUGGAACCCUGUGCCUUCCAGAACAUUGGACUUUCCCACAAGAAGUCGCUGACCAGUUCCUUGAGAUGCUGAGUUGGCAAGGAAAGCUGACUGAUAAGACAGCAAGCAUUUUCCAGGGCAACCAAAUGAACCUGAAGCUGGCCAAUAUCCAAAGAGUAAAAAUCUCUGCCGCUGCCUUCAUUAACUGCUUCUGCCAUCAUAAGCUCCUUGAAGUGGAUGCUACUGGAGUAGACUCUGAGCUUUCAGUUCCAGACAUCAUACAUGGACUCUGCAGCAGUAGCUGGAUCCAGCAAAACCUCCGGUGUCUCCUCUUAGACUCAGCAAGUGUCCCUCUCAAUUCAGGACUGUUGGCCUUUGGUCAGCUCGUCGGCCUUCGCACUUUAAAUGUUUCCAAUAUUUGCUUUCAUAGUGAAGAUCUUGCUGAUGUUUCUCAGUUACCAAGCCUGGAAAACUUGGAUAUCUCUAAUACUCAGAUAACUACCAUCUCUGCACUCCUUACUUGUAAGGAUCGACUCAAGUCUCUGACCAUGCACUAUCUGAAAUGCCUAGCCAUGACGAAAUCACAGAUUUUUGCAGUCAUUAAAGAACUUAAAUGUCUACGUCACCUUGAUAUUUCUGGUCACAAACAACUCUGUUCAGACAUAGGUUUUUAUUUGCUGCAGCAAAAAGAUAUCCUGCCUAAUAUUGUGUCCCUGGACAUUUCUGGGAGCACUUACAUCACUGAUAGAGACGUAGAACAUUUUAUACGGAAUCACCCUUCAAUACAAUUUGUGGGACUCUUGGCUACGGAUGCUGGUUAUUCUAAUUUCUUCACUACAAAGCGAGGCUUAAAGGUUGCUGGAGGAGCCAAUUUGAGUCAAAUUGCUGAAGCACUGAGCAGAUACAGGAACAGGUCAUGUUACAUGAAGGAGUGUCUCUACAAACUCUUCACAGAGACGUUUUCAGUACAUGUAAGCAUGCCUGCUAUUUUAAAGCUUGUAGCUAUAGGAAUGAGGAAUCACCCUUUGGAUUUGACAGUGCAGUUCACAGCCAGUGCCUGUGUCCUCAAUUUAACACACCAGGGCCUGGCCCGGGGGAUGCCUGUGCGCCUGUUGUCGGAGGUUACCGGUCUGCUUUUCAAAGCUCUGAGAAAUUUCCCCAGUUACCUACAGUUACAGAAGAAUUGUCUUCUCUCCUUAACCAAUUCCAGAAUUCUCAUGGAAGUUCCAUUUGACAGGUUUAGUGCUACGAGGUUUGUCUUAGGGUGGCUCUACAGGCAUGAGAACCCCAAGGUCCAGACCAUGGUGGUGAGCAUCGUCUCCACCCUUGCCCUGCAGCUAUCACGUGAGCAGGUCUCAGAGCUGCAUGAAGACCUCUUUUUGGCAGUGAAGGAACUUCUAGCAAUAGUAAAAAGAAAGACUGCAGAGAAUUUAGAGGAUGCCACCCUCUUGUUUUCUCUGAAAGCACUUUGGAAUCUUACUGAUGAGUCUCCAGCUACCUGCAAGCAAUUUAUGGAGAAUCAAGGAUUGGCAGUCUUCAUCCAAGUUUUAGAGACUUUUCGAGAUUCUACAAUACAAAGCAAAGUACUUGGUCUUUUGAGCAACAUAGUUGAAGUCCGAGAGCUCACGUCCAAGCUGAUGACUGAAGAUGUCAUGAAGCAUAUCAGCAUUUUACUCCACAGCAAGAACAUGGAAGUGAGCUAUUUUGCUGCGGGUAUAAUAGCCCACCUAGCAUGUGACAAACGGCCCUGGCCAUUCUGUGCCGCUCAGAGGAGUGCUCUUCUCCAGGACUUGCAUGCAACCAUCCAGAAGUGGCCGAGUUCACGAUGUAAGAUGUCGGCAUUGGUGACUUACAGGUCCUUCAAGGCAUUUUUCCCACUCCUUGACAACUUCUCUCAACCAGUGGCUCAGCUCUGGGCACUGUGGGCUGUGUAUCAUGUCUGCAGUAGAAACCCUAGUGUAUACUGCAAAAUGUUAGGCGAAGAAGGAGGAUUGCCACUUUUGUGUAAUAUCCAGGCACACCAUCAGACAAAUCCACAGGUUCAGCAGAUGGCGGUUUCCUUUCUGGAGGACUUCAGGAUGUAUUUCACCACCUACAGGAAACACACUGUGUGUUGAGUGCACUUCCUGAACCUAAGAGGCCCUGGAGAUGUGCCCUGUUCCCCAGCAGCAGGCCCCUGGGUGUUGAAGCCAGGUGUUGGAGCUUGUGAGUUGGCUGUCUCAUUGGCCUUUUUUAAAAAAAAUUUUUUUGUUGUUGUUAAGUUAUGAAAGGGGUGUAUUUGUAUGCUAGCCAUUACCUCAGGUCAAGGUGAAAUCCUUUUGGGGACCCUCCCUCAGCAGCAGUUUGUAAAAAGUCAAACCACAGACUUGGAGAAGACCUGGGAGCUUGUGUUGAAAGAGCUGAGCUAGUUUUCUCUGGCCUUGGACGGUUUCUCUGUGUGGGGAGCUUGUCAGAUGGAUAGGACUUGUGAACCCAGAAGAGGAACCAAAGACCUACCAGAAAAUCUUGCUGGUUGUUAAAUUUCCUCAGUUCCUGGAUAAAAGAAACUACCAGAAAAGAAAUAUAUUGAGAAAAUAUACUUGUAGAUUUUGUUUGGAAGGCAAAACUUGUGUUGGAAAAUAAAGGUAUUUUUUUACAGAUACCAAAUAUUUU